Messenger RNA from Marchantia polymorpha subsp. ruderalis, 2775 nucleotides. NCBI's taxonomy places the organism in Eukaryota, Viridiplantae, Streptophyta, Marchantiopsida, Marchantiales, Marchantiaceae. The record is from the annotation of a GenBank genome assembly.
CCCGCCGACGGCUGGUGGCAAGGCAUUGGUGCCACAGAAAGGAAAGUCUCUCGUGGGUCUGGAUUUGUAUUGGCACCGGCGACCGCGGACCAUCAGGCCAGGGGAUGAACCAUUAGUACCGCUGUGCUAUUAUGUUACUGUUGGGAUUUGUUUAAGCGUUUUCUGCUUCGGUGGCAUUGCGCCAUUGCGCCCAUGCUUUCCUCUCCUUUCGGGUCUGGAAUGGGAUCUCUCCUCUCGCGUCUCGACUCUGUCACCGUGCGCGAAAAGAACACCGCGAGAAAAUCACGCCCAUACAAGAGGAGCCAGGAGUAAUUGGUUCGCAUCAGGACCGAGAAUCCGGAGUGAGCUCCAGCCUCUAGGCGCAGCGGGCUGCUUGCGAUCCUUGCGAGUAGGGCAGCGGGGCAGGAACCGACGCCAUCAGUCUUCAGCUCCGACGUUCUGAUUUGUUGGUGUUGCUGCGACGGAGAGAGUGGCAGCGAGAGGAACGAUAGACUUACGAUGGCUUCUCGUUGUUGUGUCCUGUCCUGUGCUUGCGGAAUCGCCGUCUCCUUUUACGAGUCUCCUCUCCUGAUGAUCUUUGCCGGCAGCCCCGUUUGACUAACAUUCUGGAUCAGCUCAGUGGUGCCGAGGGCUAAAUUGCCGUGGCAACUCUGAGUGGUGUAAUUUUAGCUCUGUGGAUGUCACGUACCUCCUAAAUUACAAGAAGGCGAUUUUUGAGAAAAGACGGGGAGUGGGAGAGGGAAGGAGGCGCCAAGCAGUUGCUCGGUUUGUGUCGGUGUUUUGUCGGAGGGUUCUCGUGACUGAGUGGUGAAGCGCUUUUUUGAUGGACAAAAAGCCUCUUAUUAUCCCUGGCGAUAAUCGACUCGACUCGUCACAGAAUUUGCAUCACUCUGUGCUCGUCGGAGCGGCGCAUGAAAUGUUUCAAAGUGGUCAUGGUCUUGGGACUUCUUCAAACAUGACUCCGGGCUCCAUGUGCAAUCUUCACCCUCCUUUGAGCUCUUUUGGUGCAGAGUCCAACUUACACGAGCUGCUCGCACACGCCAGUCCUCAUGCUGGUUCUCAUGCGCAAUCUCUGAACCACUCUUCGAAUCACCCUGCAGACUUUUUGGCCACUCUGGGUGAUGGAGUGUUGGGUGAAUCCAGUGACAAUCAUAUGUUCCACAGGCAGAUGGAGUUUUCAAAGCAAAAAUGGACGACCCCUUCCAAGCUCACGCCGGGUCCCUUCUGGAUGCUGCCGCACCAUCUCGAUCCAGCAAACUACCCUCUUCCCGGACUUGCUGUCAGCGGCACGAGCUCCCCAAAGACCAAUGUUGGCCCUUCUGCUGGCGAGGACUCCUCUAACCCGAACAGACAGGUGUGGUGUGAAAGGGGUGCGAAUCAAGUUCUAAUGAAAUCAGAGGAUAAUGUGGCUACUCUGAAGCUUCCGAUGGUCGUCAAACCCGACAGGUCGCUGCUUUGUGAUGGCUCCGGGGCUCCCGUGGAUUCACCCAAAGGAGCGAAUGGCAAUCUGAUCAACAGGGAUACCUCUGAUAUGGAUGCCAAGCAGCUAGAUUCCUCCGAUUGCAGUGAUCAUAACAUGGAUGAACAGGAGGAGAAGGAUCAAGCAACACGAAACGGAGCCGGAAGGACGGUGUCCAAAAAUCUAGUCUCUGAGCGGAAACGAAGAAAAAAACUCAAUGAUGGUCUUUACACUCUGCGUGCCCUUGUUCCGAAAAUUAGCAAGAUGGACAAGGCAUCAAUUGUGGGUGAUGCUAUUGACUAUGUGCGCGAGUUACAAAAGCAGGUUGAAGAGUUGCAGGCUGAUAUAUCUGACAUUGAAUCAACCAAGCCUACAACCGGACCUGGAGGUGAAGCGUCAUUAUCAUCUGUGGCAGAGCCAAGUACGGCUCAGGGUUCCACAGCUCCAUCCAGCGGUCGUUCUUGGGAGGAAGAAGGCCACAGAACGUCUGAGGGUCAGCCUCGUCAAGAAAUGAGCGAAGCUCCGUUUGAGGAUACAACAGAACAGAAAAUUCUCGAGUUGGAUGUUGCGAAGAUGGAAGAGCAGAUCUAUCAUCUCCGAAUCUUUUGUACCAAAGGACCCGGUGUAUUUGUGCAAUUGAUGCAAUCUUUGGAGGCCUUGGGUCUUGAAAUACGCAAUGCCAAUCUGACAUCAUUCCAAGAAAAUUUACUGAACACCUUCAUUGCAGAGAUCAAAGACUGGGAGAUGAUGAAGACCGAAGAGGUUAAGAAGGCCAUUCUGGAUGUGGCUGCUCGUUUUGGUCUGCAACCUUAAGUUUAUACAGAGAUGAGCAGCUUUGCCAACCAUAUUUCUUCAUCACUCCUUUUACGGCCCGUGUGAUUGAGAUAUCUGUCACUUGAGUUUCAAAUCCCAGAUCAGGCUUCAGCUAGCAUAGAUACUUGGCGAAGAAAAGUGGAGGGAGUCCAUUUGGAGCUGCAAGAAAGUAGUCAACAUUAAAGCAAGUCGAUCAAAUACUUACAUAAAACAUUCCAAGUAAAGUGGAGGAAGAAGCUGGAAUUGCAUCCGGUUCUGUAUAUAGUUAUCCCUUUUUGAUAAACUCCCACUCCACCCUUGAGAUAGAAGCAAGUCGAUAGUCCGGGUGUAUCUUGGAACGUUGUUAGUGAGAUUCAAUAUUCUUCCAUACUACUGUAGUAGUAUUUUUUAGAAACAUCUCUUCUAUGUCAGGAACAUUGGUUGAGGCACCUCCACUUGUUUCUACUUCGGGUGAAAUAACACGCAUUCAAGUGCUUAAAUGUGCACGUUCCUUUGCCAAGGUU